Molecule: messenger RNA, 390 nt
Organism: Acaulospora colombiana
Lineage: Eukaryota; Fungi; Glomeromycota; Glomeromycetes; Diversisporales; Acaulosporaceae
Source: the annotation of a GenBank genome assembly
AUCUUGUCCGCGCGACCUUUACUGACAUGGCCCCGCCAGACCACGACGCCAAAAACGGGUUCGAGGCGGAAAGAGUUUCGGCGUCGAAUCCCCAGUUCGUCCCUUGGGGGUCUUUGUUCGUCAAUAAGGAAGGUGGAGAGGAACAAGCAGUUAAGCAUGACGCUUUUCAUACGCUAGUGCUGUCCGGGGCUGCCAACGAGACGGGUGUGGCUAUGGAGGCCGCGGCCGACGAUACUGAAGUCGUACUCAUAUCUGGAGAGCCACUAGACCAAGAAGUGUUUCAGUAUGGCCCAUUUGGUGAGUCCCCUCCGCUCAGAGCAUGGACUAGAUUGCUAAAUCUCUGCCCAGUCAUGACCACGCGCCAGGAGAUCCAGCAAACCCUUCGAGACU